Messenger RNA from Xylaria bambusicola, 2503 nucleotides. RefSeq lists its product as uncharacterized. The transcript has 3 exons. Bases 140 to 2359 code for a protein of 739 amino acids. The record is from RefSeq and is a predicted model, not a curated record. NCBI's taxonomy places the organism in Eukaryota, Fungi, Ascomycota, Sordariomycetes, Xylariales, Xylariaceae.
AUGCGCAGAUUCGGUAUGCGAGAAGCCGAGAGAUGACAUGGCAUUGUGCAUGUAUACGAUCUUUGCCGACAACGACUUUGAUAUAACAUCCAGACCCGGCUUUCCGUUCUACGCACUUCGGCUUUUGCGCUGAGCAAUCAUGAUGCGUACAAAAGAUACACGGAAAGCACGCGGCCGAUCACGAGGGGAUGUGAAUGAGAUGCCUGGUGAAAGUCGAGGGUAUACCGAGAAGCGCAUCGCUGCGCCGGGAGAUGCUGCGAGGGAUCAGGUUAUUGUCAUCGAGUCUGAUGAUAAUAGUGAAGGCGAUGAUGAUGAGGGGAGCCUAGAGUCUGUGUUGCCUGCUUUGCCUCGUUCAUCUAGUCGUUCAGCGGCUGAGGCUGAGAGGCGAAUAUGGCGCUCGUCGACUACUGUAUGGGAACCACCUAAGACCAAACACCGACCUUCUGUGUCGAGAGACCUUGUUGAUGGGAAGCCUGCGACAAUGAUGACGAUGAAGAAGGGUGGUGGGCAUAUAUAUGACCCAAGCGGACUGGCUGGCGAGAAUGUAGCUACGGCGUCUAAUUUCGCAUCGUCUAAGCUUUCAAAUGGCACUUCUUCGACAAUGAACGGCAUGGGCUCCUCUCCUCAUCAAAGUGCAUCGUCAGCAAAGGGUCCGAGUCUAGCAAGCCGUCACACACUCAACUUUCCAUCAACUCCUACGUCAUCGAGAGGUUCUGGUCAUGCAGGUUCACAAAAGGUCAGCACCGCGAAUCGCAGCGGUACCUUGACCAGAAGUUCUCCCUCUAUACCUUCUUCUCUACCCCUCCCAGCUGUGAAGGGACGAAUCUAUUCCACGCCUCAGGCCCGCAAGCAGCGGAAUAUCGAAAACGGAUUGAAGAAGCUGGAGUCAUUUGGUUUUGUAUCUGCCUCCUCGCUCCUUACUGAAACUAAUGCUGCAAAUUGCCGAAAUGUUGCGCCUACACAUAUGUCGAAAUCACAAUCAACGUCCAAAUUCAAGCCACAUUCCAUAUCCAGUUCUAUAAAGCAAGAAUAUUCUAGCCAUGUAAGGCCCUUAGGAGUACAUAGUGAAAACCAACAGUCGUUACUACAGACUACACGGAAUACUGCUGGUGCCAUCACACCUGUACCCAAACUCAAGGCGGAGUCUAUGUCCACGCCCACAUAUCUAGCGACGACACAGUCACGAAUUGGCAGUCUCCUGCCAUCUCCACGAACCCCAGAUAACUCCAAAGCCGGGAAGCAAACCGCCUCUAACUUGUCCUCUUCCAUCGGCACCCGUGGAGAUCCAUACUCGAUCUCAUCCGACAGCGACAGCGAUGAAGGCUACGAUCAUGAUACUGUUGCCAUGAGCCAUGAUCAAGGGAGCAGAAACCAUGAUUCACACAAUCUUACCUCUCUGAAGAGUCUGGGCAGUUUUUCCGAGAUAAACCGGAACGAUGCCCACGAGACGGCAAGCGACGUCGAAGCCGUCCUAGAGCAAUAUCCCACCUGGCUUGAUAGUCCUAGUCCAGCUAAGCACCGGUCUCGGGCAAUGCCUUCUACUGCUACUGCUACUACUAAGAACGUUACUGCUACCAUUGCCAAGACGGCUCCGCCUACAUGGCCAAGCAAGAGAUUGUGGAAUACCGACGGAAAGAAGAGCAACGACAACCGCCGUGUCCGGUUUAUCUGCGGAUAUGAUGAUGACGCGUUUAGUCCUUCGCCUCUGCCUCCUGCCAAACGUCGCGCUGUAUUGGAGGAGUCGAGACAUCCGCGGGUCGCUGAAAGAUUCGCUUCUCUUGUUGUACAGCUUCAUAAUGCUCCGUCUAAUUCUGAGAUAGAAGUGCCUUCUAUAUUUUCAGGCGUAGAAUCCAGGCACAAGGAUGAACCUUUGGUCGGACAUAUACUCCCGUCGUCAGAUCAUAAUUUGAGUCAAAUUGAGGUUGAGGUUAACGAUAGUCCGUUGGUCAUAACUGUAUCUUCUGAUUCAGAAUCAGAAUCAGAUUCGUAUGGCACUAUUAAUCGACAAGGGGAUCAGAAAGGUCUGAUCAAACAGGAAGAAGGCACACGCUUGAUACAAGAGAGAGAGAAGGGAGAGGGGAAGAAGAUAGGAAAGAAGGCAAUAAACGUCAAGGUGGAGGAAGACGCCAAGAACAAGGAGAAAAUAGUAGAAACAAGAAAGAGUGAUGGAAGUAAGGGAAACAAAAAGGAAAAAGAGAGGGGGAAGGCGAAGAAGAAACGCAUAAAGACCAGAGAGAGACAGAAGAUACGGCACCGUCUCCGCCAUCAGGGGACUGCGGAUCAUGUGGCAAAGUGUCGGCAUCGGAAUCGUUCUGGAGGGGAACGUGAGCGAGCGGAUUCCAUGACAAGACUGAACUGAACUGGAUGUCUAGACAGACAUCUGCUUGUCGGAUAGACAGACUGUAGACUGAACACCUAGAUACAUGUCCCAAGGAAAGUAGGUGACAAGGAUACCAGCUCGACACAGCAGGAAGGAGAUAGGAAAGCAGUACAAGAGGGGAAU